AUGGCAUUCAUAACACCGGUUGUCAAAAAAGAUUUCCAUUUAUAUUCGAUGAAGAAAUGCGAGAAAGACUCACAGAAAAAUCAACAACCCGACACUACACCUAAAAUCGCCGAAGAUAACGAUGGCGAGUGGGAAACGUUUUUGGAGAGAAAAUUGCGUCUGGAACUAAUUAGAGAGCGACGACAACGACAUCUCAACAAGGAACCACGACGAAGGCAUAUGCUCCGAAAAAUUUCCGAGAUCAGCAACGAAGCAGUGGACGACGUCGAAUUGGUAUUUGACCGAACUCAAAAGGGAUUUACGAUCAUGAGAUCACUAACUGAGAUCGAAGAGCAUGAGGAAAAAAACAGUCCAGCAGGUGACUAUGGCAGCAAACUUGCAGAAACCAGCAAUAAAACAAAAUCUGACAGCGAUGUUCGUAAGCCUCGCAAGUACGGUGCAAUGUUGAGAAUGUUGAAAUGGAUGAGUAGUCAUUCACUUCGAGGGAAAUAA
This is a messenger RNA of Necator americanus (New World hookworm), 492 nucleotides long. RefSeq lists its product as uncharacterized. Lineage: Eukaryota; Metazoa; Nematoda; Chromadorea; Rhabditida; Ancylostomatidae. The transcript has 3 exons. Bases 1 to 492 code for a protein of 163 amino acids. The record is from RefSeq and is a predicted model, not a curated record.